AUGACCAACCUAUUCUUCCGUUAUACCCCAACCUCUUUAACUGAUUGGACUCCCGACCACAUCCGCACUAUCUUCACCACGCUCCUCAUUGCCGAACUGUUUCAUGUUCUCGCACACAUUAAGGUGCUCUUGAGUCUUGACUGGAUAGGUGGUAGAUACACUGCACUAGAACUCUGGUCGCGUUGGUACUACUUUGUCAUGGAUUUGAUGUCGGUCGUUGUAUCUUUUGUGGCAGUUCAUCUUUACCUUAAAAAUCAUUGUUACGAUGAUGCAAAAAUCAAAAUGUUUUAUGAUGCGACUACGGUAUUUGUGAUGGGUCAUUUUUUACUUCAUUUAUUUUAUAUUAGUGGGUGGUUUAAAGGAAGACGAGAGUGGCUGAAAGAGAAUCAACUGAAGGCUGAGAAAGAAAAGGGUAAUACGAAGUCGGUCUUUCUUGGUGCCCCGUAUGUCGAGAAGGUAUUGAUUUGGUCAGCGGCUGACAGCUGGGAGGCCAAAAAAGCUUGCGAAUAUCAUUGGCGCCAAACCAUCGGAACUUCCUAUGAUAUUUUUGUUCACUUGGUAAUGAUCGCUUGGCAUGGUUGGGUUUUAUUAUAUCUCUAA
This is a messenger RNA of Ambispora leptoticha, 600 nucleotides long. The record is from the annotation of a GenBank genome assembly. Lineage: Eukaryota; Fungi; Glomeromycota; Glomeromycetes; Archaeosporales; Ambisporaceae.